GCUCCUAAAUGGUUAAACAGACCAUACAAAUAUAUCUUCGCUUCCGACCACCAGAACACAAAAGGUCUAUCGCAGUAAGUGACCUUAAUUUGGACGUAGUCGCGUGCAGCGGUAUGAUAUCGACGAUGUCGGUGGAGGCAAACCACGCGUUACACUUGACCUGGUGAGAAAUGGCAAGAACCUCCCUCUGGAAACCCGAAAAGAAUCAUACCGGUUUCAUUUCGAUGCCAUCUUUGAUACAAUUUCGGGUCAAAAUGAAGUAUUCGACGUUGUCUCCAAACCAGUUAUUGAUCGGGUUCUACAGGGUUACAAUGGUACGGUGUUCGCUUAUGGGCAAACUGGUAGCGGUAAAACCUUCACCAUCACUGGCGGAUCGGAAAAGUACACUGACCGCGGAAUCAUACCCAGAGCAAUCGAGUACAUAUUCAAGCAUUUCGAGAACCUUGUGGAUACAGAUUUUACCAUGAAGAUUUCUUAUCUGGAAAUUUACAACGACAAUGGUUACGACUUAUUGGAUGCAAGAUGUGAGACUAAAAAUAGACUGGAGGAGUUACCACGCAUCUCAGUGUUCGAGGAUACGGAGGCCGGUACUAUUCAUCUGAAAAACUUGUCUCUGCACCUUGCUGCCAAUAUAGAUGAAGCGUUGAACCUGCUUUUUCUUGGAGACACCAACCGUGUGAUCGCUGAGACGCCCAUGAAUGAAGCAUCUACCAGGUCGCACUGUAUUUUCACUAUACACCUCACAGUGCGUACAACAGGGUCAUCAAAAUUAAGACGAUCUAAGCUACAUCUCGUGGACUUGGCGGGUUCAGAACGAGUCUACAAGUCCGGAAUCGAUGGAACCAUCUUGGCGGAAGCAAAGUACAUCAAUCUUUCGCUGCAUUACUUAGAACAGGUGAUCGUGGCUUUGUCGGAAAAACAGCGAUCACAUGUUCCGUAUCGCAACAGCAUGAUGACAUUAGUGCUACGCGACAGCCUGGGUGGAAACUGUAUGACUUCGAUGAUAGCCACCUGUAGUGUGGAACAACGUAACUUGCAGGAAACUAUUUCAACCUGCCGUUUUGCUCAACGAGUGGCUCUAAUCAAGAACGACGUAGUCUUGAACGAGGAACAUGACCCACAACUAAUUAUCAAUCGUCUGAAACAGGAAGUGAACCGGUUGAAAGCAGAGCUUGCCCUUGCUACCGGUGUGGAAAGAGAAGACGAAUUGACUGAGGAAGAGAAAGAAAGCUGUGAACUGAUCGUAAGACGUUUUAUUUCUUCCGAUCAAUCUGAUGGAUCAGAGAAAAAUAUUCCCCUCCAAGUGCUCUCUGACAUGCGGAAAAUUCAGUUCUGUUUCUCUGUGUUACAAAAAAUGCACAGAGAAGAAAUAGAGGAAUUAAAAGCCUCAGCAAUGAAGGCGGCUCCAAUAGCCGUGCUUCCACCUCUUCCUAUAUCGACCAAGGAGGCAGAUGAAUUGCGGGAAGUGCUCAAACAGCGAGAUCACGAAAUACAUGUUUUGGUGGAUCUACUCAAAAAGGAAAAAGCAAAGCAUGGUGCCCCGGCAAAUUGUCCGGAUGAAAACAGCCUACACAAGACAAAUAAUCAUGUUCACGCAGAUCACAAUGGAGAAAUCGAUGGGAGGAAUAACUUGUUAGCGCUACAAACCAAACAGGCAGCCGAUCGGGUAACGGAAUGGCUGGAAGAAGAAGCGAAAGAACGUCUGUUGGGUUCGCUUUCCGUUGGACGUGCAGAAGCUUUUGAACAUUUCAAAAAAGAAUAUCGUUUUCGGGAGCGUAUUGAUGAACAAAAGGAAGAACUACGAACGUUGUAUGCUGAUGCAAAGUUGUGGGGCAAGAGGAUGCUACAAGCUCGAGAGGAAGCGAAUCGUCUGGCGUCAAGGUUGAAUACUCUCAUCCAACAUGGUCGGGAAGUGGAAAGCAUGGAUGUGACCCCAGAUGACAAGGAAUCGGAAGAAGUACGUCGAGCUCUGGAGUCAAAGCGAAGCGAAUAUAGCGCAGCUUACCUCACCUUGAAGGAGCUAAGGCCGAGAAUAGAACAUCUACAACACGUGUUGGAGAAUGCCAAAGUAAAACUAGUGAAGGCUUUCGAUGAGUGGUGGGAACGUCGAUGUAGGGAUCACACAAAGUCUCAAGCUCCCAGCACCACCAACACAAGCUCGAUCACGUCGCCCGUCAGAGAUGCAAUUGCUCGAGAGGAUGAACAGCAAACUCACUCGACUCAACAAGAGGAAGAAGUGGAAGGCAAACCAAUCAGUGGAGAAGAGACUACCUUCAUGUAUAGCAAUACAAAUCCUGGUGUUGGUCAGCCAUCGCGAUUCACCUAUGGAGAACGCAUCCCUCUCACAGGAGAUCCGAUUGUUGAUGCGGAUAUCAUCACUUUUGUAAGAGCAAGAGAGAAAAUUCGACGACAGCAAAUGGAACUGUGGGAAAAGUCUAAACAAACAGUUCAACAUUAA
Dicrocoelium dendriticum is the source of this 2458-nucleotide messenger RNA. Lineage: Eukaryota; Metazoa; Platyhelminthes; Trematoda; Plagiorchiida; Dicrocoeliidae. The record is from the annotation of a GenBank genome assembly.